AUGUCGGUGCUUCGGGAGAAACAGCUCGAGUUCAGUGGACUGGUCAACAACAAUCACAAAGAACGAACCUACGCGAAAAUCAGCUCACCGGCAUCUGACUCAGAAAGACUCAAGCGCCAAGUGUCACAGACAAUCAUAUUGCCAUUGCAUUUCCUUAUUCAGGCCAAAUCUGACUGUUCUAGCCAAGGUAGAGAACGGAUCAUUAUUUUAGUUUCCUGCUUGCAAAACUACACCAUUAAGUUGAAGGAAAUCGCCGUCUUGCAGCGUUGGUCGCUUGACGCAAAAAUGUGCCUUUGCCACCCUGCUGAGAGCCUGCAAAUCGUCAACACAGAGAAGCGACAUCUGGAUGUCCUGGUGCGACCUGAGUCCAGAAAUCUGGAUCGGAUGAAGCGACAGCAUGCGCAGGAAAUCACUGGCUAUGAAGAUGGAGUUGCGUUAUUGCGCAUCGACAUCGGCUUUCGGAGUGCAGCCAAACGUCAACCAGCUUGCGGUGGGCGAUAUAACGACAGAGGUAUAGACACGCGCUUUAGUCGUCCAUCAACGUGGAUCCAGCAAAAAUUGGCUCUUGUUCCGAAGGCGUUUGUUCAGUACUUGGCCCACAUAGAACUGCUCGAAAAUGCGGCCUAG
This is a messenger RNA of Suillus fuscotomentosus, 627 nucleotides long. RefSeq lists its product as uncharacterized. NCBI's taxonomy places the organism in Eukaryota, Fungi, Basidiomycota, Agaricomycetes, Boletales, Suillaceae. The transcript is spliced from 8 exons. The record is from RefSeq and is a predicted model, not a curated record. The coding region runs from base 1 to 627 and encodes 208 amino acids.